AUGAUAGAUACACUAGUUUAUUACGGAUAUUUUACUUUUGGUCUUUACUCUCUUAUUCUUAUACUUGCUGGUACCCCAUUAAAUCUUCUUUGUUUUUAUAUAUUCAAACGGCAUUUACCUAAUCGUUCAAAUCCAACCAUCAUAGUUUUUUCAUAUUUAGCUCUUGUUGAACUUCUCAUUCCGUUUACUUGGAACUUAAAUUAUGUUAUCAGAGAACUUAUCUGGAAACGGCAAAAAAAUGUUGCAAUUAAAAACCUUGAACAACAUUCAAUGUUAAUUUGUAAAUUAAUAUCUUACGGAGCUUACUUUUCACUUGAAUGUGGCGCAUGGCUGAAGACAUUAGCAUCAUUUACACGUUGUGUCUCAUUACAUCAUAAUUGGCCUAUAAAAAAAUAUAUAUCAAAGCCACAUAUUAUGCAUCGUAUUUGUUGGAUAACUAUUUUUCUUAUGGCUCUUAUCAAUUCGCCUACAUGGAUUGUAAAUGGUAAAUAUAUAGCUUCUGUUGAUAAAUUUAAUCAGACGAAAACACAAGUGGCAUGCUAUCGAUCUACAUUCUUUCAAUUUUGGGAAAUAGCUCAUUUAUUAUUAUAUAAUUUUAUUCCAUUUGGAUUAAUGAUUUUAUGUAAUAUAUAUAUAAUCCGUCACGUUGAUGAAUCUCGGCGACGUACACGAAAGUCAAAAAUGCCAAAAAGUUCUCUAGCAAAACAAUCAUCCGCAAAUUAUUCAAAUCGCAAUUCAAUAACAAAUGAUGGUAGCCGUUUAACUAAAACAUUAGUAUUGAUAGCGGUAUUUUUCAUUGCAUUUACAUCACCUUCUGCCAUAUUUUACAUUUUUUUGGGGAAAAGAGUCAAAAUUCAUCGAAAUUUAAUUACAAUGGGAUUAAGUAAUUUAGCAACAACAAGUCAUGUUUCAUCAUUUAUUAUUUAUUGGUUAACUUCAACAGAUUUUCGAGAUGUUGCUAUUGGUAUUAUUUGUUGUCGAUCAUCCAAUCUUCAUGGACAAACGACGGCAGAUAAGCAUAAAGAAAGAAAUGUCUCGAUAAGACCAUCUUUACCAUUAUUACGUUUGCCAAGUUCAACUAAUCAAGAAACAUUAACAUCAGUUCAAGCAUCAUAA
This is a messenger RNA of Rotaria socialis, 1116 nucleotides long. Lineage: Eukaryota; Metazoa; Rotifera; Eurotatoria; Philodinida; Philodinidae. The record is from the annotation of a GenBank genome assembly.